AUGGUCGCGACAAAUCCUUUUUUCCGAGGAUCGUGGACGUUGAAGAAGUUUAACGCUACAGUCAUCAAUGACAUAUGGCCUGAGGUCGCUUUCUUCUCCUUGGUUGCAUCCAUGGUCUGCUUAGUUUCGAAAAAAACUGAGCAUCAUCUUGGGAUCAACAACCAACUUUUGACUGUACUGGGUACGUUGUCUCCCUACAUUCUGCUCCCCUUGCGAGGUUUGCUUACCAUUCUUCUAGACCUUGACAACUUCUGCCUCUCAAUCCAGCGCGAGCUGCACGAGAUCACUGCUCACCCGAACCCCGAACCUAGGGACUUCGUCUUCAAUGCAACAAAUCAACCAUUCGCACCUGCAGAUCGCAGGAGCGCAGCGGAAUUGGUGUCUGGCAACACAGAAUACGACGUGUCCCACGAGAUAGCCGUUGAAGGCUGUUGCAGGCGGAAUUUAAAAUUGGACGUUAUAACUGUAGAUCUAUCAUGUUCGUCAUCCCUGAAAUAUAUGCUGAUUUUCGUGGACAUGAUUAGAAUUCGAGGUCCGACUGUAUCUAUGAUUUUGAACUUUUGGCCUAUCGUUAUGAAAACGGCUGUAAUCAUGAUGGUACUCCCACAUUCCUUUACCAGCCUCUACCGACUUUUCCUGCGAACAGCAUCUGCCUCCGUCCUUCACCAUCGAGCAGCGACCCGGAAUCUUCGUGCCUUAUGGCGGCCAGUUUUCGAGGGUGGGGCUAAUGCUACCAAACAGCUCCAACAAUUGGAAGGAGAUGACGUUGCGAGACAGGGACUAGAAACGUUUUUGAAGGAAUGGAAUGUGCGGAUGGACAACACGCUCGCUCUCCUCUACAACUCUAGCACAUCGCGAGGACUCGCACAUCAACUUACGCGGAAUCUCUCAAAGGUCGUUCAAGCGGAGAAGAAACGGGUACAAGACAAGGAGAUGCAGUCUAGGACGUGGGAUGCUCAGUCGCCGCCUUCCGCGAAGGACAUAGAGAAGAGGGCAAAAGCUGCAAAGAAGAAAGAGGGCCAAGCAGACCGAUUUGCAAUAUUGGAUGAAAUUAUCCAUAUGGCCGAAGGUCGGGAUAGAAUAUCGCUGGGGAGGAUCCGGAGGGACCGGAGAGCGACGAAGAGUCGGAAACACGGCUACGGGAAGAAUACGCAACAGAACAGAACUAUGCAGCAACCUCAAUAUACUACAAUUGCUGCCCCCCAAAAGCCUUUAGCCCCCCCUUUUCGAGACUUCGCUUCUCAUGUAGGAGCGGAAAUUCUUUUGAAAGACGAACUUUUUGACGAAGACGAGGUCGCCAUAGUGGGAAAGUUCGGGAACGCCUCGUAG
Messenger RNA from Laccaria bicolor S238N-H82, 1329 nucleotides. RefSeq lists its product as uncharacterized. The record is from RefSeq and is a predicted model, not a curated record. Lineage: Eukaryota; Fungi; Basidiomycota; Agaricomycetes; Agaricales; Hydnangiaceae. The coding region runs from base 1 to 1329 and encodes 442 amino acids. The transcript is spliced from 11 exons.